Messenger RNA from Mercurialis annua (annual mercury), 1284 nucleotides. RefSeq lists its product as uncharacterized. Gene Ontology annotation, cellular component: ribosome; cytosolic large ribosomal subunit. The record is from RefSeq and is a predicted model, not a curated record. Gene Ontology annotation, molecular function: structural constituent of ribosome; 5S rRNA binding. Gene Ontology annotation, biological process: translation. The transcript is spliced from 3 exons. Lineage: Eukaryota; Viridiplantae; Streptophyta; Magnoliopsida; Malpighiales; Euphorbiaceae. The coding region runs from base 120 to 887 and encodes 255 amino acids.
UGAAAGAUCCUUUUUAGGACCCACCCACCCGAUUCUCAACUCGCUCUUAUUGUUCUUCAGAAACAAAACCCUCUCUUGAACCCUCACUUCCCAACCUUCUUCUUGCUGACUCGCUCGAUAUGUAUAGAGUACACCGCUUCUCCCUCUCCACAAUCCACCGCCCUCUCCACCGCCAUUUCUCUCAAUCCGCCGCCGCACUAGCCACCACCGAAGAACUAAACAUACCCACCAAUCUAGAUGAAUUCCCAAAACCUGAUCCAGCAGAGACAAUUCACGCCACCCCACGCUCUACAUCAGGCAAACGCAUAGCAGUGAAUGAGAGAAAAGCAGGGAGAGUACCCAGCAUUGUUUUCGAGCAAGAAGACGGACAAAAUGGCGGCAAUAAAAGAUUGAUUUCAGUCCAAACUAAUCAGAUUAAGAACAUGGUUAAUAAGCUUGGCAGAUCUUUCUUUUUGUCCAGGCUUUAUAAUCUUGAAGUUAGGCCCGAGUUUGGUUCGGGUGAAAUCAUUGAGAAAGUUAGGGUUUUGCCUAGAUUGGUUCAUUUGCAUGCGACAUCUGAUUUGCCUAUCAAUGCGACGUUUAUAAGAGCACCAUCUGAUGCUCUAUUGAAAGUUGAUGUGCCUCUUGUUUAUAGAGGUGAAGAUGUAUCUCCUGGUCUCAGGAAAGGUUCUUAUCUAAAUAUCAUAAAGAGGACGGUGAAAUUCCUUUGUCCUGCAGAUAUGAUUCCUCCAUAUAUUGAUGUGGAUUUAAGUGAACUUGAUGUCGGCCAAAAGGUUGUAAUGGGAGACCUUAAGGUUCAUCCUGCUCUUAAGCUUCUUAAGCCAGCAGAUGAAGCUGUUGUUAAGAUCAUGGGAGGCAGAGUUUCAGACCAGAAAAAGUCUAAAUAAACACUUGCGAAGUGAACAUUUACGGCUAAUGUGAAUGAAUUACAACCACCGCUCUAGUUUGAGCUUUCAGAAGUGUUGGCAACCCUCUAUUUCUCGCAACAUUGCUGCGAGAACACUAGCAAGCAGGUGUAUACAAUCUUAGGCUGGCAAUCCUUUUUGUUUUGCCCUUCCUUUUCUUUUUCGAUUCUUAUGGAGAACCGGUGGAGGUCAGUACAAGAAAUAAUUCUGUUGAUCUUGUUACAGUGACUAUAUUAAUAUCCACAAUAUGGAUGUUUUGCUGCUGAUUUUAGCAUACAAAUGUGUUUGUCUUUAGAAUUUCGGUCCUAAUUUAAUCAAAUACCUAACGUUCUCUAGCAUAGCUGCGUGAGAAAUAAAGCGUUGGUGCAAUUUUUUUUAA